Molecule: messenger RNA, 1722 nt
Organism: Drosophila ficusphila
Lineage: Eukaryota; Metazoa; Arthropoda; Insecta; Diptera; Drosophilidae
Product: outer dynein arm-docking complex subunit 4
Exons: 2
Coding region: 392-1621 (409 amino acids)
Cellular component (GO): cytoplasm
Molecular function (GO): protein binding
Source: RefSeq, a predicted model, not a curated record
UUUUAAAAAAUAUGUAUAUGAAAAAUGUUGAUGAAGUAUGUUAGGCGAGAUGCCCACUCGAAUAUCUCUACGCAAAUUCGGCUUUGAAUGAAGUUUUCCUCAAGGUCGCGACCCACAUAGAGGCCAAAGUUCUUGGCAUUCACGCCUCCCAAAGACACGCCGCCUGACACCUGAUAUCUGGCACUUGGCACUUGGCACCUGGCACCUGGCACCUCGUUGUUUUGUUAUCGAUUGCUAACCCAUUUGGGAGCGCCAGUUUCCUGGCAACAGCCUGGCAAAAGCGCCAAUCAAUCGCCGACUGAUUUGGUCAGUAGUUGGAUUUUAGCCCUUUUGUUAAGGACGGUGGAUUUUGAGAUUUUUUUAACGAGCGAUUGCAUAACAAUCUCGCGGCAUGUCAAACGUUCUGAACACCAUCCUUGCUGUGGACAAGGAGCAGGAGCUGCUGCAGAGCUUCAUCCGCACGGGAGCAGCGGCCGAAGAGGAGUCGCAGGACGAGGGAAACAGGCGCUCCAAGGGACGCUCCCACAAGCCGCCCAUUUGGGAGAGGCGGGAAUCCACGGAGAGAGGAGGACGUGGCGGAGGACGAGAUGGCAAGCAGGCGGACGAUGGAGGAGCCGGCGGAGGAGCAGGUGGCGAUGGAGCGGGCGGCAAGCGGGGCAAUCGCAUCGAGGCCGAACUGAGAGCGGCUCGCAAAAAGAUCGAGGAGCAGAUCGCCAAGAAGAAGAAGCCAAAGGAGAACUUCGUGGACUUCUACACGGACAAGGAUCGGGCGGCAGCAGUUAGCGCUGGAGCCUUCGACAUCAAGCAGAGUCUGCAGAUCAAGCAGAAGCAGGAUCGCAACGAGGCACUCCUCAUUCCCGAUGAGGCGGACAUCAGCUCGGUGAUCGCACUGGGCCUCAAGGAGAUCAAGAACGCCAAUCCCGAGAACGCAAUUCACUUUUUCUGCAAGGCCCUGGAGCUGAACAGCACCGACAUCAAUGCCCUGAUCUCGCGCAGCAAGUGCUACUUAUUGCUGGGCGAGGCUUCCAAAGCCCUGCAGGAUGCGGAGACGGCUCUGGGCGAGGAUAAGAACAACAUUCGGGCCAUCUACCAGAAGGCCGAAUCGCUUUACUACCUGGGACAGUUCGAGCAGAGCCUGAUGUUCUUCCACCGCGGCUUGAGAGCCCGCCCGGAAUUGGCACUGUUUCGUCUUGGUGUCCAGAAGACCCAGGAGGCCAUAGAGAACACGAUUGGCAGCAAGCCGGCUCCGGUGACAGCAGCUCCUUCAGCCAAGAGUGGCAAGUCGCGAAAGUCCGGCGAGGAAACGCCAAAAUCGCAGGCAGUUGCUGGAACGGGAACCAGUGCAAGGGUACGCCAGAAGCCCAGUCGAGCGGAUCUGGAGCGACGCAAUGCCCGCAAACUUCUCGGAGAACUGUGCGUGGACAAGGAGUAUCUGGAGAAGCUGCUGCUGCAUCCGGAUUUGGUGCGUGCGGACACCCACACGGAGAGCAUAUCCGCCUAUGCCCGCGAGGCGGUGGAGUUCCUCAACAAACGACAGGAAUUUUGGCGCCAACAGCGUCCUUGCACCGCCCUUCCCAACCACAAGAAUCUGCCGCACGACGCAAUGCCCAAGUGGUUCUAAUGGCUUCAGUUGUCCAUAGCUUCCUUGAGAUUUACAGCUUCCGAUGUUGAGUUUUUGUUUGAGUUGAGCCCGCUAGACAAGCUGGAAUUAAAUGAAAUAAA